UUAACAGAACAAUUUGUGGUGCUUGGACCAACUGAGCCCAUUGUGGCCUUACUGGGUACGGACAUCAUACUGCCCUGCCGCCUCUUCCCCUUGAUGAGUGCGGAGCACAUGGAAGUCAGGUGGUUUCGCUCCCAGUUCUCUGAAGCUGUGUUCGUGUUCCAAAAGGGGAAGGAAGAGACUGACGAACAACUGGUGGAAUACACAGGGAGGACAGAACUUAUAAGUGAAUUCAUUAGUAAGGGGAGUUUGUCUGUGAAGAUUUACAAUGUUCAAAUGUCAGACAAUGGAAAGUACCAGUGCUAUUUUAGAAAAGGAGAUGUAUACGAACAAGCGAGUCUCGAAGUGAAGGUGGCAGGUAAGCAGUUUGUUUGGAAAGACGAGCCCUUUUUGAUGGGACAGUACCAUGUGUGUCUAGGUUCUGCUCCUCACCUCCGCUUGGAAGGGCACGAGGAUGGAGGGGUUAAGUUGGCAUGCAUGGCAGACGGAUGGUUCCCACAGCCCCAGGUGCAGUGGAGAGACAAUAGGGGAGGGAAGUUAUCCUCCCUCUCUGAGACCCAGGCCCAAGAUGAAGCUGGUUUCUUCCAUGUGAAGGCGUUGAUUGUGGUCCAAGAGAGCUCUGUUAGAAAUGUAUCCUGCUCCAUCUGCAACAAGCUCCUGAGUCAGGAGAAGAUAUCAGCCAUUGACAUCCCAGAGUCCUUCUUCCCUAAGACUUCUCCGUGGAAGAAAGCCCUGAGUGGGAUUUUACCUGUGGUGGGAAUUCUCCUUGGAGUCAGUAUCUUUUUCAUCCUGAAAGAAAGGAAGAAAGUAAAGAAAUUGCUCCAGGAAAAUAAGGAGGAACAAAAAGCCAAAGGAAACAUCUUAGGGUGGCCCCUGUGCAGAGAGGAAUCUGUGGCAGGGACUCAUUCGGGAGAGGCUGGAGCCAGUCAGACAGGCGACAGCCCAGCUUCUGCUGAAGGCUCUGAAAGGCCUCUCUGUGUGGUGUUUCCUUUGGUCCUAGGUUCCUCCUGGCCCCUAAGCCACGCUUUCUCCUGGACCUGUAUUGACCUUGUGCCUCUUUCUGCAGUGAAUGUGACUCUGGAUCCAGCCUCUGCUCAUCCUGGCCUCGUUCUCUCUAGGAAUGGGAAAGACACGAAAGUGGAAAGUGCACGAACGAGUGCAGAAGAAACAUUCAGUGUCCUGGGCCGGGAGCCCAUCACCUCUGGCAGACAUUACUGGGAGGUGAAGGUGGAAAUGGAGGCUCAGAAUAAAGCCACUUGGCAUCUUGGAAUUUGUAGGGAAGGUGCAAGCAGGAGUGGGUGGGUCAGAGAGUCCCUAGAAGAGGGGUUCUGGGCCGUAGGAUGCAGUGACGGGAUAUUUUGGCCAAUAGUUAGUAAACAGUCAGUGGCUCCAUUCCUAGGGAAGCCCCCAGAGCAGAUAGGCAUAUUCCUGGAUUAUGAGGCAGGAGACGUCUCAUUUUACAACAUGACAGACGGGUCUCACAUCUACAACUUCCCCCCAGCCUCCUUCUCUGGCCCUGUGCGCCCAUACUUUAGUAUUCAGACCCUCGAUACAUCUUUCACCAUCUGCGGUGUGUCAGACAGACCUGAGAGCAUCCCUGCCCCUUCUCUGGAGACCCCAGGGACCGCCCAAGAGCAGGAAAAGUUUCUUGGUGACAAGAACAAGGCUCCGGAGGACAAAUCUACCCCAACACAAAGUCAUUCUCCACCUCAUUAUAAGCCAGUCUCCCAGCAUACCAAGUAACUGAGCUCUCCAUGUUCCCUCUUCGAUAAAUUCUCCCUAACAACCAACUUUCCCAAAGCUUAUUUCAAAGCUCUCAUUUAAUGAAAGCACCCACUGCAUAGAAAAGAGCCAGAAUCUGAACUCUGUUUUUUUCUUUUAGAAGAAGUAGAGCAGGAAUAUAUGCCAUUUGGCAUCAGUUCUAUGCAUAGGCCCUAGAAAGAGCAAGGUUUUCUUUUGUUCUUUUCCUAUUUAUUUUUCUAAAGCACAUUUCUUAUGUGUUCUAAAUACUGUUGAGAUGACCAAAAUAGAAGCCUAACUUUCAUUCUUCAUUGGAGCCUGUCGGUUACUGUGGAUUCUCAAAGACUUUGCCAAUGGUACAUGGGUCUUGGUGAUGAUGGGUCUUGAAAAGUCUAACCCAAGUGUCUUGUCUGAGGGCGAUUUUGUUCAGUAUUGAGUGAAACAUAUCAAGUAGGUUAGCCACUAGACUAAUGACUUCUUAGACACAGGCAAUCCAUAAAACAAACUAAAUGAAACGUACCUUAAACAUUGAUAAUAUUCUAUUUUUUGUAGUGUUAGUGGAGUGUUGGGAAAGGGGGUAAAGGGUAUUGAGUCUCAAUUUUUAGAUCCCCUAUAAAUAAUAAGAGAAGAUAUUUGAAAGGUGAGAUUUCCCCUUGAGGUUAGCAUGGACUAGAAUCACAUAGGAUGAGUAGGUAUGGAUAAAUUGUGAUUCAAGUAGUCCCCAUGUGCCCUGAAGUGUCAAAGAGGCCACUGCUCCAUGACUGUGCUUAAGUGGUAUGAUGAGGAAAGAAGACAAGACCCUAAUCUUGAGUUACUUGUAAUUUACCUAGGUAAAGAGAGCAAUGUCUGUUGCCUGCAGAAAAAUCAGAAAUCAAGUAUAUAUUGAUGUUUUACUUGUGUGGAGAUUUGGUACAAGAUGAUUGUAAAAAACCCCAAACUCAAAUUGUCAGUCUCUUUUAUGACUCUUUUAUAAUA
Messenger RNA from Monodelphis domestica (gray short-tailed opossum), 2712 nucleotides. NCBI's taxonomy places the organism in Eukaryota, Metazoa, Chordata, Mammalia, Didelphimorphia, Didelphidae. The record is from RefSeq and is a predicted model, not a curated record.